AUCACCAAGGUACUUUUAAAAAUUUAAGAGAACCCGCAUUCUAUCAAACUUAUAGUGGUGUUUAACAGUUAAUAAAAUUUUGACAAAAUCUAUCAACUCGCAAGGUUCUGGCUUCACUUGAUAGUCAGAGAUGAUACCGGUGUCUCAAAAAUAAUGAUCCUAGACAAGGUUGCUAAUGGGAUUGUUGCUGAGACUCCACUCAAGUUGCUUAAUGGAAGUUGGGAAGAGCUUGAAGACACAAGCUUAAUACCAGAGGCUAUUACUGAUUUGAUUGGAAAAAGUUUCACAUUUGGAGUCUAUGUUGAGAAGGACAAUGUAUCUUAUGGUGGUGAGAUUUUCAAGGUCGGCAAAAUAUACAAAGACAGGCUCGAUUGCUUGACUGGUGCACUCACACCAGUUAGCUCUGAUCCGCCCUUGACAAUUACCAGUGUUGAUGAGGGUUCUGUUAACUUAACUGAUAGCCAAGAACUCAAUGACUAUGUGUCCACACCAUCCAGUAAGAGAAAAGAAGAUGAGUCUAUUUCUCACCCUGACAUCAGUUCAACAACAAAGAGACCAUGCUUAAUGAAAGUAAAACAAGAGAAGGCAGAAGAUGCUGCUAAGAAACAUGGCUAAUUUUGCAAGAAGACUAUUUACCUUUUAAUUUAUAUGUUUUUGUUUUUGAGUUUAUUUUUAAAAAUUGUUUGGUUUUGGCUUU
Raphanus sativus (radish) is the source of this 697-nucleotide messenger RNA. RefSeq lists its product as uncharacterized. The coding region runs from base 154 to 615 and encodes 153 amino acids. The record is from RefSeq and is a predicted model, not a curated record. Lineage: Eukaryota; Viridiplantae; Streptophyta; Magnoliopsida; Brassicales; Brassicaceae. The transcript has 3 exons.